GUGAGGGCGAGGUUGAAGUUCAUUUUCCCCGCACUAUCCAUUGGGAUCUUUCUGGCUGCCGCGGAUCAAACCAUAAUCGUGUCCAGUUAUGGUCGCAUUGGAAGUGACUUGAACGCCCUCAAUAAGACAACAUGGCUGGCGACUGCAUACUUCUGCACCACAACAGCACUACAACCGCUAUAUGGCCAAUUGAGCAAUGUGUUUGGUCGCAAGGCUUGUCUGCUCUUUGCUUACUUUGUCUUUGGCGCGGGCGCACUGUUCUGCGGACUGGCGCCGGAUAUGACCCAACUCAUCAUUGCGAGGGCGUUGACUGGGAUAGGUGCCGGUGGAAUCCUCACUACCGUCUCCAUUCUCUUGAGUGACGUGGUCACUCUAGAAGAGCGGGGACUGUGGCAAGGCUAUGUGAACAUGGUCUUCGCCUGCGGAGCUGGUCUAGGAGCACCUUUGGGGGGUCUUUUGUCAGAUGCUGUCGGUUGGCGGUGGGCUUUCAUCGGUCAAGCACCAUUGUGUGGAAUCGCAGUUCUCCUUGUGGCGGUCCUCCUCCACGUACCGACCCAUCAGCAACACGAGGACGACACUUCGUCCAAACUUGCCCGAAUCGACUUCCUGGGCGCUAUCAGCCUCAUCAUCUGGCUCGCAUCACUGUUGGUGUUCCUCGAUCACAUGUCUGCCGGCAUAUAUCACUGGCCUUCCUUCAUCUGGUUAGGCGUCGCUAUCACCUUCUUAGUCGUCUUCCUACGCGUGGAAGCAAUAGUUACCAACCCUUUGAUGCCACUACAUCUGCUCUUCGGGCAAGUCUUCCUAGGAGCUUAUCUCGCGCUCUUCUUCGGCAAUGUCGCCUGGUACGGCGUCCUGUUCUACGUACCACUGUUGUAUCAGGCGGUGGGUGGUUUUUCCGCUUCUGCGGCUGGCACGUUGCUGCUCCCAGGAAUCGUAGCAGGCGUGAUUGGUGGUCUAGCUUGCGGUACGAUGAUUAAGCGUAACAAAGGCACGGGAUUCGCCAAAGCAGCUGGCAUUUCGUAUCCACUUGUCAUAGCUUCAUGCCUUGGCAUUGCGCUGGGGUCAGGACUGUUUGGGGCCUCUAUUCCCUUGGCUACAAUCAUUGCAAUCCUGAGCGUGUGUCUUAUUGUUGGGGGCUUAGGGAAUGGCGGAGGUAUGACAUCUACACUUGUCGUGGUGGUUGCAGUAGCGAGGCCUGAAGAUCAGGCUAUUGUCACUGCAUGUGUGUACUUCUACCGCCAGCUGGGAACGACUGUCGGACUCGCCGUCAUAUCUCUCGUGUUUCGCCAAGUCUUGGCAUGGAGGCUCUUGAAGCGGCUUGCAGGCGCGCCUGACUUUGAGCUUGACACCGAAGAGACUGUCAAACGCGUGAUCGAGUCACUAAAGUACUUAGGUAAGCUUCCAGCAGAGAUACGAGCCAUUGUGGAGAUUUCGUAUGGAGAAGCGUGCAAAGCUGCCUUGCUUGUCUGUAUGGGGUUGGCUAUUUGCGCCUUCAUCAAUGUCCCUUUCAUCAGGGAGAAACGG
Messenger RNA from Cucurbitaria berberidis CBS 394.84, 1524 nucleotides. Its product is annotated as MFS general substrate transporter. Lineage: Eukaryota; Fungi; Ascomycota; Dothideomycetes; Pleosporales; Cucurbitariaceae. The record is from RefSeq and is a predicted model, not a curated record. Gene Ontology annotation, molecular function: basic amino acid transmembrane transporter activity. The annotation marks the transcript as partial. Gene Ontology annotation, cellular component: fungal-type vacuole membrane. The transcript has 6 exons. Gene Ontology annotation, biological process: transmembrane transport; basic amino acid transport.